GGUCGCUGCACAGGUCAUCCAGCUGAUGGACGAGUCCCGUUGAACUGGCUCAUCUCAGGGACCUUUUAAAGAUGAGUGAACAAACAUUGGAAAGAGGACAGCAGCGGAAACUUCCUGAAUGGAUGUCUAUGCAGAAGAGCUAUACAGUAAAAGAAAAAAAGGCAUCUGUUCAGAAGAGUGUUUUGGAAGAUCACCUGCCCUUCUUAGAAUUCACUGGAUCCAUUGUGUACAGUUAUGAAGCUAAUGAUUGUUCUUUGCUCUCAGAAGAUAUUAGCAUGAGUCUCUCUGAUGGAGAUGUGGUAGGAUUUGACAUCGAGUGGCCACCAGUGUACAAGAAAGGGACACUGGGCAGAGUGGCCCUCAUUCAGCUGUGCGUGUCAGAGAGCAAGUGCUACUUGUUUCAUAUUUCUUCUAUGUUAGUUUUCCCUCAGGGACUAAAAAUGUUGCUUGAAAAUGAAGCAAUUAAAAAGGCAGGUGUGGGAAUUGAACAAGAUCAGUGGAAACUUCUACGUGACUUUGAUGUCAAGUUGAAGAGUAUUGUGGAGCUGACAGAUGUUGCCAAUGAAAAGCUGAAAUGUAUAGAGACCUGGAGCCUCAAUGGUUUGGUUAAAUACCUCUUUGGUAAACAGCUUCUGAAAGACCGGUCUAUCCGCUGUAGCAACUGGAGUAAGUUUCCCCUCACUGAAGACCAGAAAGUGUAUGCAGCCACUGAUGCUUAUGCUGGUUUCAUCAUUUGUCAAAAAUUAGCAAAUUUGAGGGAUCCUGUACAAAUGUUUGUCAAGAGUAAAGUCAACUGCUUGGGUAUAGGCAUCCAGUAUGUGCCAUGGAAGAAGGAAGGAACAAAAGAGUUGAGUCCACAGGAGCGAAGGAUUAAUAUGGAGGAGGAAAUACUUCCUAGUGAUGUGAAGAAACAAUUGACUUCGAUCUCCAAGGAGAUGAUGGAUUUGGCUGAGUCUCUUCCUGAUACUUUCGGAAAACUGGAAAAUCCACAGAGGGUUUCCCUACUAUUGAAGGAUAUUUCAGAAAAUCUGUAUUCAUUGAGAAUGAUGAUGUUUGGCUCUACUGAGAAGGAACUGAGACCCAGCAGUGAUUUUCACUUGUUACCACUGGAGGAGCCAACUGCUGGAGAAGCACAAGAGAAACAAAUUAGAGCACAUAACAUUUUUCCUGAAGUUCAAGAUGAGGCAUGGGAUGCCACACCUGAUGAUUUAAUUGAACAUGAUGGAGAACAGGCACUUGGAAAUCAAAUGAAACAAGAAGAUGGAUUGGAAGAUGCACUGGAAGGCAAUAACUUGAAAGAGAAUACAGAAAGAAAUUGUUUAAUGUCAUUAGAUAUUACAGAAGAGGAACUCCAACUUUUGGAACAACAGGCUCAGGAAAAGGAUCUUACUGAUGUUACUUGCACAUCUCCUGAGCAUUCAUCUUCCAAGGAUAAUGAAGAGGAUCUAUCUUACAUAAUUGAGAGUGAUGAAGAUUUAGAAAUGGAGAUGCUUAAGUCUUUAGAAAACCUCAAAAGUGGCAUGGUAGAUCCAAAUCAUUCAGAAUGCAUAGAAAUGGAAAAAAAUCUGGAUCUUCCUUCUGAAGAAGAUGAUGAAGAUGAGAACGAAGCUAUUGAAGAGGAAAAAGUUGAGGAAGACUAUCUGUUUCCAAGACCUACUGAAAAGCAAAUUAACUGCCUCAAGACCUACUUUGGCCAUUCUAGUUUUAAGCCGGUUCAGUGGAAAGUGAUUCAUUCUGUACUGGAAGAAAGAAAAGAUAAUGUUGUUGUCAUGGCAACUGGGUAUGGAAAGAGUCUGUGCUUCCAGUAUCCACCUGUUUAUGUAGGUGGGAUUGGCCUUGUCAUCUCUCCCCUUAUUUCUUUGAUGGAAGACCAAGUGCUUCAGCUUGAAAUAUCCAGUAUUCCAGCUUGUUUUCUUGGAUCAGCACAGUCAAAAAAUGUUGUAGAGGAUAUUAAAUUAGGCAAAUACCGGAUUGUAUACCUAACUCCAGAAUUCUGUUCAGGUAACUUGAACCUGCUUCAGCAGCUUGAGGCUAAUAUUGGUAUCACACUUAUUGCUGUGGAUGAGGCUCACUGUAUUUCUGAGUGGGGACAUGAUUUUAGAAGUUCUUUCAGGGCUUUGCAUUCCCUAAAGGCAGUACUCCCACAGGUUCCAAUUGUUGCAGUGACUGCUACGGCAGGUUCUUUGAUCCGAGAAGACAUUGUACGUUGCUUAAAACUGAAGGAUCCUCAGAUAACCUGUACUGGUUUUGAUCGACCAAACUUGUAUUUAGAAGUUGGACGAAAAACAGGAAGCAUCCUGGAGGAUCUGAAGCAGUUUCUCGUCUGUAAGUCAAGUUCUGCUUGGGAAUUUGAAGGUCCAACUAUCAUCUAUUGUCCUUCCAGGAAAAAGACAGAGCAAGUUACAGCUGAACUUAAAAAACUGAAUUUAGCCUGUGGAACAUACCAUGCGGGACUGAGUAUUAACUUAAGGAAACAAGUUCAUCAUAGGUUCAUGAGAGAUGAAAUUCAGUGUGUCAUAGCUACCGUAGCUUUCGGAAUGGGCAUUAAUAAAGCUGACAUUCGCCAAGUCAUUCAUUAUGGUGCUCCUAAGGAAAUGGAAUCCUAUUACCAGGAGAUUGGUAGAGCUGGCCGAGAUGGACUUCAAAGUUCUUGUCAUGUUCUCUGGGCUCCAGCAGACAUGAACCUAAAUAGGCACCUGCUUGGUGAAAUACGCAAUAAAGAGUUUCGAUUAUACAAAUUAAAGAUGUUGGCGAAGAUGGAAAAAUAUCUUUAUUCCAGCAAGUGUAGGCGACAAAUCAUCUUGUCUCAUUUUGAAGAUAAACAACUACGAAAGGCCUCCGUAGGAAUUAUGGGAACUGAAAACUGCUGUGAUAAUUGCAAGUCCAGAUUGGAUCACUGCUUUUCCCUUGAAGACUCAGAUGAUAUGUUACAGGACUUCGGUCCGCAAGCAUUCCAGCUCUUAUCUGCUGUGACCAUCUUAGGAGGAAGGUUUGGCAUUGGGAUUCCAAUUUUGUUUCUCCGAGGAUCUAAUUCCCAGCGUCUUGAAGAUAGAUACCGCAGUCACAGUGUCUUUGGUACGGGCAAGGACCACACAGAGAAUUGGUGGAAGGCUCUUUCCCGUCAACUCAUCAUUGAGGGAUUCUUGGCAGAAGUUCCUGGGCAUAGCAAAUACGUAAAGAUUUGCACCCUUACAGAAAAGGGUAGAAACUGGUUUGCUAAAGCCAAAACAGAAUCUCCUCAGAGGCUUUUACUUCAAGCCAAUGAACAAUUGUGUCCAAGGACAUUUCUACCAAGUUCUAAAGCUGUAUCUUCAGGCACUGAGGAACAUGUCUCUGAUCAAGUACCAGUUGAAUUAACUUCAGAGAAGCAGUUUAACUUGGAUCAGAUGUAUUCUUACAAAGCACAUGAUAAAAUUUCUUCUGGGAGAAACAGUCCUAAAAACAGCACCAUAGUGUCAUCACCAGGAAAAUAUUACAAGUCCUCAGAACCUGUUAUUUCCACUCAAGAGCAGGAGACUCAGACUGCAUUAUAUGGCGAAUUGGUAGCAGCUAGGCAGAAACAUGCCAAUACAAUGGAUGUUCCUCCGGCUAUUCUGGCAACAAAUAAAAUAUUGGUGGAUAUGGCCAAAAUCAGACCUACUACAGUUGAAAAUGUGAAAAGGAUUGAUGGUGUUUCUGAAGGCAAAGCUGUGAUGUUGGCCCCUCUGUUGGAAGUCAUCAGACGUUUCUGUCAAAUAAAUAGUGUUCAGACAGACCUCUUUCCAAGCACAGAACUACAAGAAGAACAGAAGAAAAGUUUGGUGCUGGAAAAUAAACCAAACUCACUUUCACCAUCUGUGGCCAUCACGUAUUUUUUUUUCCAAGAAAAGAAAAUGUCUUUGAAGGAUACAGCUGAGAAGAGGACUCUGCCUCUCACAACAGUUGGCAUGCACUUAUCCCAAGCGAUGAAAGCUGGCUACCCAGUCGACACGGAGCGCGCAGGCCUGACUCCAGAGAUUCGAAAGGUUAUUGCUGAUGUUAUCCGAAACCCUCCCAUCAACUCAGAUACAAAUAAAAUUAACCUAAUUAGAAUAUAUGUUCCUGAAAACAUUGACACGUACCUUAUCCACAUGGCAAUCAAGAUCCUGGAAAAAGAUGGUGACCACAGAAUGCGAUGCCACUCUUCAUGUGAUCCCAUCAAAAAGCGAUGUUUCCCCAACCCUGAAGAGAGCUCUUCAAAUUCUAAGAGAAGCAAGGAAGAAGUAGACACCAAGACCAAGACUUCAUCUGAAACCUCCAAGAGAAAAUUACCUGGGUGGUUUGCCAGAGGAAAUGAGACCUUACCUGAUAGCAGCAAGAAAUCAGUGGCCAAAACCAAAACGAAGGGUCUUUUUAGUUAA
Budorcas taxicolor (takin) is the source of this 4379-nucleotide messenger RNA. It is a transcript of the gene WRN, whose product is annotated as WRN RecQ like helicase. Gene Ontology annotation, biological process: DNA replication; telomere maintenance; double-strand break repair via homologous recombination. Lineage: Eukaryota; Metazoa; Chordata; Mammalia; Artiodactyla; Bovidae. The record is from RefSeq and is a predicted model, not a curated record. The coding region runs from base 72 to 4379 and encodes 1435 amino acids. Gene Ontology annotation, molecular function: nucleic acid binding; ATP binding; 3'-5' exonuclease activity. The transcript is spliced from 36 exons. Gene Ontology annotation, cellular component: nucleoplasm; nucleus; cytoplasm.